AUGACGGAGCUGGGGCUGCUGGGAUUGAUUGUACCGAAGGACCUCGGCGGGCUGGGCGAGAACCACGUGUGUGCCGCCAUGGUGGUGGAGACUAUUGCCCGUUAUGGGUGUCCCAGCACUGCUAUGGUUUACUGUAUGCACGUGGGCGCAGUGAGUGGUCUUCUUCUUCGUUACCAUAACAACGAACUAAUCAAAAGUGUUCUCCGACGUUUGGACAAAGACAAGCUGGUAGGGACUGAGUCUUUUAGUGAUCCCGCAACAGGUGGCCAUUUUUGGUACCCACUGUCCUCUAAGAACCGGUAUACCAAGGAUGGCAGGUUCCAGAUGUUAAAGUACGCCUCCUGGACAACCAGCGCCGGAUUUGCAGACUUCUACGUCGUCCAAACCACUAGCCCGGGCUUUGGCGGCGACUAUUCCGACCUGUCCGUAUUUUUACUGUUCAAGGACGAGGUUCGUGCUCAUGCAGACGAUUGGAAAUCCUUAGGUCUCCAUGGUAACCAGUCUGGUGUACUUAUAACAGAGGGCGUGCUGAGCAAAGAAAGGCAGGUUGGAGAACUCGGUGAAGGUGCAGCUAUUAACGAUGAAGUUGUUGACACGUGGUUCUUGCUACUGACUGCCUCCUGUUGGAACGGUAUAGCCUUUGGUUGUAUCGAUGUUGCUUGUAGACAUGCCACGGAGAAGGACCACGCUGACACCGGACUCCGAGUUUGCGACUAUCCCACAAUCCAGGACUACUUCGGAGAGUGCAUCAUAGACACUAAUGCCUGCCGAGCUUUUGUUUUCAAUGUGGCUCAUGGAAUGGAUUUGGCAACAAAUAAUAAUGAUUGGACCAUCCACAGUGACCUCAAGGUCAUGCCAAGAACAGACUUCUUGCACUGGGGCUGGCAGAUAAAGUUUGCAGCGGCCAAAAAUGUCGGACAUGUUUCCGAUGUAAUGCUUCACGCCUGCGGUGGUUCUGGAUACAAGACAGAAUUGGGCAUUGAGCGUCUUCUCCGAGACGCCAAGGCCGGCUGGGUGAUGGGUCCAAGCAAUGAGGUCACACGGCAGUGGGUAGGAACCACGGCUCUCAUGGGAAUGGAGCAGCUGGAUUACUGGUGA
Lingula anatina is the source of this 1098-nucleotide messenger RNA. RefSeq lists its product as uncharacterized. The record is from RefSeq and is a predicted model, not a curated record. NCBI's taxonomy places the organism in Eukaryota, Metazoa, Brachiopoda, Lingulata, Lingulida, Lingulidae. Gene Ontology annotation, molecular function: flavin adenine dinucleotide binding; oxidoreductase activity, acting on the CH-CH group of donors.